Molecule: messenger RNA, 758 nt
Organism: Diorhabda carinulata
Lineage: Eukaryota; Metazoa; Arthropoda; Insecta; Coleoptera; Chrysomelidae
Gene: Karl
Product: apolipoprotein D
Exons: 3
Coding region: 19-699 (226 amino acids)
Source: RefSeq, a predicted model, not a curated record
UUCAUAUAAUCUUUCAAAAUGGUCAAAUUUCUAAUAAUUUUGUUUUCACUGUUUGUUAUCGUUACGAUAAAAACCGCAUUUGCAAGAAGAAAUAGACCUGAAGAUAAAACAAAAUGUCCGGAAGUUAGAGCUAUAAGAAACUUUGAUUUACAAGAGAUGCUGGGUGAUUGGUACGUAAUCGAAUAUUAUGCAAGCUCGGAAGAAGCUCUUUCUUAUCGAUGUAUGAGGGCAGAAUUCACCAUGUCUACAUUCGAGAAUAUUAAUAUGAAUUUCACUUAUAGUUUUGUAGAUGAUCCUAUAAAUGAGAUACUGAUAGGCAAUAUAUCUUGGAUUAUGCCUAAUCCGGAAGUACCAGCUCAUUGGAUUCAUUCAGAAGACACUUAUGAAGGGGUCUACAAUACGUAUGUUUUAGACUCAGACUACACAUCGUGGGCUCUACUCCUUCAUUGCGCUGAAAAAUCUAAAGUACCUAGAUAUCUAUCAAGUUUUAUAAUGAGCAGAGAACCGAUAUUAGGAAAUAAUGUUGUAUCAUAUCUUAGAGAUAAACUUCCAAGAUACGAUAUUGAUUUAUCUUACAUGUUUGACAUGCAACAAAACGAUUGUAAUUCUACGUUUAUUGAUAUACCACCAUCGUUGUUGGUAGACAGACCUAUAAUGUCUUCUAGAAGACAUCCUAUGAAACAUCACCAUGGGGAAUAAAGGAAAGAAUGCUUAUUGUAAUUUCCACAUUAAAUUUGUAUAUUUACUACAAAAUAGAA